UCAAAUGGGUACACUGAAAAUACGCCACCCUUUUUUUCCAAGUGCCCAAACACUUGAAUGAUUCAAUUAAUCCGCAUCUUAGAUCUAAUUUGUUUGUGUUUAAAUUUCAAUCCAAUCCAUUAUUAAAUUCAAGUGUUUUGGCGAUUGACUUUUUGGUAUUUUUUGACACCUUAUUUUCAUUUGGGUGGCUCAAAAUUUUCAAGUGUUUUGCUCAUGAAUUUUCCCCACUGUGCUGAACUAUUCAAAGUAAUGAGCAAAACACUUGAAAUUAAUCUUGUUUUGAUUUGAAAUCCAGUUUCGCGACAGCUUCGUCGGAAUUUGCUUCGUUUCCUCAUUUGAAAGUUUUGGAGGUCCGGUGUGUUCGUUUUUCGCAGACCGCUUGAGUUCGCUGCCGCCAUGUUCCAGUCCAGAAAAUUGCCUGCCCGGUUUGUGACCGCGAAGAUGAGCAUCACUAUAAGGCUGUGUCCUCGGGCUCGGGCUCCGUAUAGCCAGCGGAAGGGCUUGGUCUCCCGGCCAGUAGCCAACUUUGAUGAUAAAGUUCCUUUCCGGACCCAUUUGGAAGGAUGCGAAAGAGCUGCAGAUGCCGUACCAGGUAGGCGGUGCCAGUGAUAAACAAGAUUUGGAUGCAUUCAACUCAGGGGCCAUGAUAUGCGUCAUUCGACUGGUCAAGGCACAGUUUGAUUCGAACCACCGCGGUUCUGCAUCAACAAGAAGAUUCCCCAUGGGGCCUCCAUCUCCGCCGGUACCGGUGCUUCACUCGCCGACGCUGAGAAACCUCCCAGGAAGCAGUGGUGGCAAACAAACCGAUCCCGACCAGGAAGGAAAAAAAUAACAAAAUUUUUACACGCCAGGUUGAUAGAAAAUAAAAAACAUUUCAUUUCGCAACAUCUUCCUUACAUAAAAACAAAUCGAAAUCCAUUUCUAUUACAUGCAAACAUGCAUUGAUUAAAGAAAGAAAAGCCAUUUUAAACCAAUAAAUAUAAUAUAGUAUUUCAUGUGACACAACACGUCAAAUUCAAGUGUUUUGCUAUUGAAUUGACAGCUAAUUUUGUUGCCCAAAAUUCAAGUGUUUUGCGAUUGGUUUUUAAGUGCACUGUAUAGCAGGGUCAGAUCAAGGGUAGAACACUUGAUUUAAAAGGGUCAUUUUUGUUCAGUGUUGGAUCCAAAAUAAAACGUAACAAACAUCAGAAACAGAACUAAAGCUGAUUAAUAUUUAACCAAUCGUUUUAAAGAACUUUUGAGAGCCGGCAAGGUUGGUUUCAGUUUCAGUGUUGCAAGCUCAAAACAUAAAUACGUUGCCAGUGCCGAUUUAUUUUGCAUCAACUAACCUGUAAAACUGUAG
Molecule: messenger RNA, 1342 nt
Organism: Culex pipiens pallens (northern house mosquito)
Lineage: Eukaryota; Metazoa; Arthropoda; Insecta; Diptera; Culicidae
Product: puff-specific protein Bx42-like
Exons: 2
Coding region: 530-832 (100 amino acids)
Source: RefSeq, a predicted model, not a curated record